AUGGAGGAUUUGAGAAAGGUUAGGAUGGUGUCAAGUGUAACUCCUUAUGGCAAAGGGGUUCACCCUAUUGUUGAGGGCUCAAACCUUGGUGUAGAGAUGUUUAUUGUUCCUAAAAGCAUAUGGCUAGUUCCCUAUCCCUAUAGUGUGCCUAUGCUCAUGCUCGACGACAUUAAUAGAGGUCCUAACAUAGUUUCUAGUGAAAAGAUCAAAGCUUUUGGCCGUGUUUUAAUGCUGAAAAAUCGUAUAGUCAUUACAAGCUCUUUUGAUGGAAAAAAAUUGGAAGAAUUGGUGGUGAAGGGAGUGAAAUUAGUGAAGGUGGUAGCUUUUAAGAUGUUGAAAAUAGAGGUGGAAGGGGUGGUAGAAGAGGAUCCGGUGGUAACAAAGUUGGGAGUUGGUGAUAGCUCAAACAACUUCAAGAUGGUGGAAAAGAAAAUGGUGGUAGCCUUUAAGUUGGUGAAAAUAGAGGUGGCUUUGAUGGAAUGA
Dovyalis caffra is the source of this 483-nucleotide messenger RNA. The record is from the annotation of a GenBank genome assembly. Lineage: Eukaryota; Viridiplantae; Streptophyta; Magnoliopsida; Malpighiales; Salicaceae.